AAUUUUUGCGACUACACUAUCAUAGUGCGAAUGAAUAUAUUAACUCUUCAAUUAACUAAACACAAGUAACGUUUAAAAUUAAACUUCGAGUGUCUAUUGUUUCAGAUCUGGCAGCCAUUCGACGCCUCCUAGAUGCUGAAUAUCCCACUUCUGGCACAUGCCCAAGUUGCGAAAUGCCUUUUGACAAAGGCAAAAAGAGAAGACUGAUAGACAAUUGCGGACACGAACGAUGCUAUUCUUGCAUGUUUACAAACGAAUCAUGUCCUCUGUGCCUUAAUAACGGAGUUAUUACUACAGAAAACGAUGGCACACUGAAACCAAAUUUAUGCAAUAGUAAACUGAGAGGUUCAGAAAUUAGUCUGUACGGAGAAAUGCCUCAUGUAGAAAAAUCAGAAAAAAUGCAACCUAGGACCAAAGUUAAAACAAAUGGAUAUUUCAACAUACUCUCACAGAGUCGUCAUGAUUUAAUGACGACAAGUGUAGAAGUUGGUCAUCCUGAAAAAUUACCAAAGACUCGUCCCUCUAACUUGCGUCACCGACCUCCCGAUCAAAACAUCAUGACACAAAGUUGCCCCACUCCUCCGCAGGCUAGAAAAAAGUUUUAUCUCGGAGCUAAAGGUCUAAAGAGUCCUCUUUUGAGCAGGAGCACCAAACAGCCAGAGCGUGCAAUAUCCGCUGCAAUGACUUCAUCGACUACGUCCACAGAAGGGAAGCAUUGGCCAAGUGUUAUUUUAGGAAAAAUACGAUCACUUUGGACGGCUGGAUCGAAAAGCAACACUGGCCUCAAUCAACUUUUAUCAGAUGAUGAGUCUUCCCAAGCAAAAGCCGCUCCUGUCAAAAAAUCAUCUGAAAACGAUCUCUACAUGCGACUUGGGCUUCUGUUAGGCGACAGUGCAAAACGUUCCAAAAGAGCACAGGAAUCAUGUUCGUCUUUGACUAGUUAUGAUAUUUCAACCGUUUUAUCUGCAAACACGAGUCCAGUUUCAACUUUAACAGGUAGCUCUGAAGAUCAGCACCGAACUAAUCCUAGUUCGGACAGUGUGGCGUCUUUGAUGUCUUUAUCGAUUUCCGGACAGAGUAACUGUAGUUCCAGUCCGCUAAGUAGAAGACAUAGCGUCACCACUUCCCAACCUAACCCAAACGAACAUAUCAGAUACAGAAAACCUGGUGCAAAAAUAACCAAAGCUGAAAUUUCGAAACACUCUGUAGACCAUAGGAUACGUUCAAGACAAUAUGGUCCACCACAGCUUACCUUUAAACCAUUAUUUUUCGAAGUACCCCUGCAAGAGCCUGAUCCUUUAUUCAUAGGACGUCAUUGGCUAAUAAAAGAGAUAGAAGAUGUGAUUAAUUCCUCCAGUCCAGGCGUCCUGCUCACCGGCAAUCCAGGCACGGGAAAAACAUCUCUAAUUCUCCAAUUAGUUGAAUACAGCUGUUUCGGCCGCAGAAAAGAAUCUUCCUACCAUCAAGUUACUCCACGUUGUCCCCAAUCUAUUUACUAUCAAAUUGAUCUGAUAAAAGAAAAAAUUAGAAACCUAGCUAUCUCCACGGUAGCCUACCACUUUUGUCAAGCUGAUAACAACUACACUUGCUCUGUACCUGAUUUCAUCCAUUCUUUAGCUGCCCAAUUGUGCCAAGCGCCUCAGUUGGUAGCUUAUAGAGAUCAUCUAGUAUCUGAAACCGACUUACAAAAUAUUCUAGCUCUUAAAGAAUGUAUAGCAAAUCCUGAUAUUGCGUUUACUAGAGGAAUUCUUGAACCUUUAUCGUGUCUUAGACGCUUAGGAAAGAUAGAAAAUAUAAAUUGUGUUAUUCUUAUAGAUGCUCUUUGUGAAGCUGAAUAUCAUCGACCAGAUCAUGGUGAUACUAUAACAACAUUCCUACUUAAGCAUAUUCCUAGCUUCCCUUCGUGGUUGAAGAUUAUUUCUACAGUACGGACUCAACUUGAAGAUGUGACAAAACAAUUACCUUUUACUAGGAUAUGUCUGGAUAACAUACAAACUAAUGAAAAUAUUCAGAAAGACAUUAUAGCUUAUAUAAAUUUUAGAGUACAGAAUAAUGCAACUAUACAGAGCAACAUCCAACUUGCAACUAAUGGAAAAAUUGAAAGCAUGAACGUUUCUCAAAAUAAGUUCGCUCAACAUUUGCUGAGUACAAGCCAAGGUUCAUUCUUGUUUGUCAAAUUGACGUUGGACCUUUUAGAAAAAGGGCAGUUGGUUGUUAAGUCGUCGGGGUACAAAGUUCUACCUGUAAAUUUGGCAGAAAUCUACCUCUUACAUUUUAAUCUAAGAUUUCCUACUAUACGUUCCUUUGAGAAAAUCACUCAUAUUCUAAGCGUUUGCUUAGCAGCUCUCUAUCCUCUAACCGUUUUAGAAAUUUAUUAUUCUGUUAACUCUCUAUUAGUUGAUAAUUUUCUUCCUUGGAAUGAAUUUUUGCAGAGGUUCAAGCUUUUAUCAGGGUUUUUGGUGAAAAGGUUGGAUAAUACGUAUAUGUUCUUCCAUUCUUCCUUUAGGGAGUGGUUGAUCAGAAGAGAUGAAAAUGAUGCUAUGAAAUUUUUAUGUGAUUUAAGAAGUGGACAUGCUGGAAUAGCUUUUAGAUUGUCAAGAGUACAAGCUCCUCUAGACCCCGAAAAAACACUUGAACUGGGUCAUCAUAUUCUAAAAGCCCAUGUGUACAGGAACAUGUCUUUCGAAAAUCUGACUGCUAGAGAUCUUCAAGCCAAAUGGGUAACAGAAAGCUCAGAAAAUGUAUCUGAAGCAAUAUGUCAUUCAAGAAACAUGUACUGCCCUAACGUGAAAGUAUCUAGGCUGAUGCUUUUGGCUGGAGCUUCCCCUAACUACGUCACGGAUCUUUUAGGCAAUGCCCCCGUGCUUUGUAUAUACGCUAACGAAGGUAUCCUCCCAAUGGUGUCAUUGCUCUUAGAAUUUGGAGCUGACGUAGAACUAGCAAACAGCCAAGGUUGCACAGCACUUUCUCUAUCAUCCGCUAGAGGUCAUUGCGACGUAGUUCGGCAAUUAAUAGCUGCGGGGGCUUCCCCCGGUCACGCUGACACAGGUGGCUAUUGUCCACUAGUGCAUGCUGCCAGGAAUGGUUUUCUUAACGUUGUUGGGUAUCUUUUAGCCUGCGAUUGGAUAUCUAAAAACGAAGAGGAUGUACCAAUAGAUGUUGCAGCUCAACAGGCCUUGAUAGCAGCAGCGGGACAAGGCCAUAGUGAAGUUGUUGAAUACCUUUUAGACAUGGCCGAAGUCAAUAUUAAUAACCCAGAUAAUAUAACAGGCGAAACAGCUCUCUCCGUAGCAUCUUCCAACGGUUGCCAUGGCGUGUGUUCAGUACUGAUCAAUAGGGGUGCCAAUAUAUGUACUACAAACCGAAAAGACUUAUCACCUUUAUUACUAGCUGUCAAAGAAGGACACUGGGCUGUUGCUGAAAGGCUAAUCCAAAACCAUGCUGCUAUCGAACAGUGCGAUUCUACUGGUAGAUCUCCACUAAUGAUUGCAUCGUCAGAGGGACAUUUAGGGAUCAUAGAGUUAUUGCUAGAUAGAGGCGCUGAUAUAAACAAAGAAGAUAAAGAAGGUUUAACCCCACUAGGAUGGGCUUGCCUCAGAGGCAAAUUGCAAGUGGUACAAUGUCUAUUAGAAAGAGGAGCUUCUAUAAACCAUACAGACAAAUCAGGCCGUAUUCCCCUCGAUUUGGCUGCUUUUCAAGGAAACCAAACUGUUGUUCAAUACUUGGUCGAUAGGGGAGCGACGAUAGAACAUGUUGAUAUUAAUGGAAUGAGACCACUAGAUCGUGCGAUAGGUUGUAGAAAUAUUCAAGUUAUAAGUUGUUUUUUGAAGAAAGGCGCAAAAUUAGGACCAGCAACAUGGAGUAUGGCUCAUGGAAAGCCUGAUAUAUUGUUAAUUCUUCUAAAUAAACUUCUUGAAGACGGAAACGUCCUGUAUAGAAAAAGUAGGCUAAAAGAGGCUGCUCAUCGAUAUCAAUAUGCCUUAAAAAAGUUUCCCGUGGAAGACCAAGGCGAACAUAAUAAGCCUUUUCGACAAUUAAAAAUCAACUUCUUGUUAAAUUUUUCCCGAUGCAAAAGAAAGUUAGGGGAAUUCCAAGAAGCCGUAGAACUAGCAAAUCUUGUGAUAGAACUAAAGCCCGAAUCAUACGAAGCGUACUAUGCUAGAGCGAAGGCAAAACUAGACUUGAACAAAUUCGAAAGUGCCUUAUACGACGUCAAAGAAGCCUUAAAGAGAGCCCCAGAGUCUGGAAAUGAAAUAAAAAUCUUGAAUUAUUUAGUUGAAGACAUCACGACAAGAAUGUCGAAUAGUAGAAGUUUAUCGAAUAGAAGAAAUGUAGCUAUUUCUGUGGAUACUUUACACGAGUGAAUCAGUGAGUGAAUAUUUUUCGAAAAACUGAUAACAUUUCUAAGCUAUAAAUAAGAAUAAUGCGAAAUGAAAUAAACACUUCGGCGAUAAUAAAGUGUUGUGGUAUCCUCAAAUUUUUAGACUGUAUUGUAAAAAAACUAUAUAAGCAAUAAAUAAAUUAUUGUUAAUAUUUGUACAUAUUCUGACAUAAUUUAUUUUUUAUUAAAUUUAGUUUGUUGUGAAAAUUUCUUAGUCAUCCCAUUUUUCAAUUUUUAUCAUUUUCCAUUCCAUUUUUUAAUUUAUUCAAUUGUUUUACUACUUUUAUAGUGUAUAAUUUCGAUUUUUAAAUAAAAGUUCCAUGGAAUAUAGGAGUCUAGGAGAGUUAAGAAAAAAUAAAAAUUAUUUAAAGAAAAUA
This is a messenger RNA of Psylliodes chrysocephalus, 4758 nucleotides long. The record is from the annotation of a GenBank genome assembly. Lineage: Eukaryota; Metazoa; Arthropoda; Insecta; Coleoptera; Chrysomelidae.